CCCCUCUCCACGAUCGAAUUCUUCCACCGCAGAUCGAACCUAUUCAAUUCUGUGGAGGGACGACGUCGUUUUCUUCAAUAAACCUAAUUACAUUUAGAAGUUGGUGUUUUCGUUGUGGCCGAAGCACAGAGGCGAAAGAGAAAUGGGGAAGACGACGUACAGGAGGCUGCAGGGGAGCCAGAACCUGAGGCAAAGGCUUUUGCUGGCGACGCUCUCGGCAAGUCCCGUUCUGAUAGAGGAAAUCCGCGCCGACGAGACUCUGCCUGGCCUUCGCCCCCACGAGGUCUCCCUCCUCCGUUUGUUCGAGAUGGUCUCCGACGACUGCGUUGUCGAAAUCAACGAAACCGGGACCAAACUGAAGUACAAGCCCGGCAUUGUGAUGGGUGGGAGACAUCUUGUACAUGACUGUGGUGUUAGUCGGUCCAUUGGGUAUUUCUUGGAGCCAUUGAUUUUUCUUGGUUUGUUUGCCAAGAAACCUCUUACGAUAAGGCUCAAAGGAAUUACAAAUGAUCCUAAGGACCCAUCUGUUGAUACAUUCCGGUCUACUACCAUUCCCUUGUUAAAGCGCUUUGGAGUUCCUUCAGAAGGAUUAGAUCUAAAAAUAGAGAGUCGUGGAUCUCCUCCCCAUGGAGGUGGAGAAGUUGUUUUGGCGGUUCCAAUUGUUCAAAGUCUAAAUGCUGUAACCUGGACCGAUUUCGGAAUGGUUAAGAGGAUUAGAGGAGUUACUUUCUCAACCAGGGUGUCUUCCCAGUUUGAAAAUACCAUGAUACAUGCUGCUCGUGGAAUUUUUAAUAACUUUAUUCCAGAUGUUCACAUCUUUACUGAUCAUAAAGCAGGCCCACAAGCUGGAAACUCACGCGGUUUUGGAAUUUCAUUGGUUGCGGAAACUAAUGCUGGUUGCUUCAUCUCUGCUGAUACUGCUGUUGCUUAUGCACGGACAGAAGAAACAAAUGAUUUUGAAGACGAGAAGAAAGAGUUGACGCCCCCCGGAGAUGUUGGCGAGCAAAUUGCUUCUGUACUACUUGGGGAGAUUGAGCAAGGCGGAGUGGUAGAUUCGACACACCAGGGUUUGUUAUUUCUGCUUUGCGCAUUAUGUCCACAAGAUGUUUCGAAGGUUCGGGUAGGAAAGCUUUCGCCCUACGGGAUCGAAUCGUUGAGACAAAUCAGAGAUUUUCUUGGUGUCAAAUUUGUUAUCAAGCCAGAUCCAUCCACAGGGACAGUUCUACUCAAAUGUAUUGGCUCCGGAUUCAAGAACCUAUCAAGAAAGGUGUCAUGAUGGUAGCUUGUACAAGUUAAUGAUUUCAUAUAUUAUCUGAUAUCUCAUAUAAAUCAAAGUAUUUUCAACGGGCCCUACAUGCAUCGACUUGGAAAGAAUUUUGUUCUCCGGCUUUAUAUGUCUUGUUGACUUGAAGUUUGACAUCAUCAUGUCAGCUAAGAUAUAAGGAGAGAGAUUUUGAUUUCUUUUCAUCAGGUUCUAAACAGAUGACUUUUUGUUGAAUAUAAACUUGAAAUAAGUAUGUAUCUUAGAUUCUUAGGCAUGCCAACAUGCACAUAUCAAACAUUUGGGAGGAAACUAUUAUUAUGUUUGGGUUGCAUGCAAUAGACUUGAUCUCGGACUUUAUUCCUAUACAGAAGUUUUCUAUUUUACAAUGUAA
Alnus glutinosa is the source of this 1655-nucleotide messenger RNA. Its product is annotated as probable RNA 3'-terminal phosphate cyclase-like protein. Bases 143 to 1276 code for a protein of 377 amino acids. Gene Ontology annotation, molecular function: RNA endonuclease activity. The record is from RefSeq and is a predicted model, not a curated record. NCBI's taxonomy places the organism in Eukaryota, Viridiplantae, Streptophyta, Magnoliopsida, Fagales, Betulaceae. Gene Ontology annotation, biological process: endonucleolytic cleavage of tricistronic rRNA transcript (SSU-rRNA, 5.8S rRNA, LSU-rRNA); ribosome biogenesis. Gene Ontology annotation, cellular component: nucleolus. The transcript has 6 exons.